Cryptococcus deneoformans JEC21 is the source of this 1575-nucleotide messenger RNA. RefSeq names its product vacuolar membrane protein, putative. Bases 30 to 1505 code for a protein of 491 amino acids. Lineage: Eukaryota; Fungi; Basidiomycota; Tremellomycetes; Tremellales; Cryptococcaceae. The transcript has 5 exons. The record is from RefSeq and is a predicted model, not a curated record. Gene Ontology annotation, cellular component: membrane.
UCACUUGCGCCUCUCUGCACCAACAGCAAAUGCUUCCGGACAACUCCACAAUCAUAGACCCAGUAGGGCCGCCGCACACGCCCACAGACACGCCCGCAGACCCGCAGAGAUGCAAGCUGCUCGGGACAACAGGCCUCGUAGUGCAGGCACUCAUGGGCAUCCUCGUCAUCGCUUCUUUGGUCGUUAAAAAACGGCUCGAAAAGAGGAAACGUUCAUGGCGUAUUUGGUUCCUCGACGUCAGCAAGCAACUCGUCGGGCAGGCCGUCGUCCAUGCGCUCAACUUAUUAAUAUCAGAUCUGGUAGCGUCAGUGGGGAACAGCAAUCCAUGUUCAUUAUAUUUUCUAAACAUUCUCAUCGACACCACUAUUGGUGUCGGAAUCAUCUUUCUCAGUCUCAAAUUCUUUACAUGGCUCUUUUCAAGCUACCUCGGUUAUGACGGAUUCAUCAGCGGUAAAUAUGGAAACCCUCCUCAAGCCCUCUUUUGGUGGAAACAACUACUCACCUACGUAUUUUCCAUCAUCAUCAUGAAACUCCUCGUCCUCCUCCCACUCACGCUUCCACGCAUCUCUGACCUUCUUCUCCAUUUGGGCCACUACAUGCUCGAGUACUUCUCUCCCUCCGUGCAGGUCAUUUUCGUCAUGGCCAUCUUCCCCUUGAUCAUGAACAUUGUCCAGUUUUGUCUGGUCGACCAGGUCAUCAAGGCCGGCGGUAAAGCCGACGAUGAGGAAGGCCGAAUACAUGAUACAGGGGAUGAAGAGGAAGGGUAUAGCAGAGUACCUGACUGGGAGAAUGAUUUGGAUGGACAUGGACGCAGGAGCGGAGAAGGGUCACCAAGGGAAAUGACGAAGAAGGAGGAGGAGGAGACGACGGCAAGAGCGACCGGUAUAUCCACAGCCUUACCGCCAUCAUCGCCUCUUCUCUCACCCGCUCGUUAUGACGGUUAUGGAAGUACCACACCUAGUCCCGUGGGGAGCCCAACGAAAUCUGUCGAGGGGCAGAAUAUGUGGACAAAGAUGAUGAGUAAGAGUAAGGAUACAGGUGGCGGUAGUAGUAAUAAUGCCAGUUUGAAGGAGAGACAUGGGGUAAACAGUAGAAAGUCUAGUAAUACAUGGUGGGAGUAUCCGGACGACGAAGACGAAGACGGCGGAGGAGGGCUGGAAGCUCCCAUACAGCGUAAUACUCGAUCUCACGCCCCUUCGCCAGAAUCAGUAUAUCCAGCAGAAUUACCUCCUCCAUUUGUGGUAAACGGCAGCUCGGCGGCUGCUUUUCGCAAGAAUUCACGGACGCCGCCGGAAUGGGGCGCGUCAUCCACACACUCUUCUCAUACUGCUCGACGAUUGACAUCAGAAGUCGAGCGGGAGGCAAGACUGACGUUGAGCCCGCCGCGGUCGCCUAGGGUAGAGAAUAGUAGUAGUAGUGGUGGUGGUGGUGGUGGUGGUGGUGGUGGUGGUAAUGGGCGGUCGGAAAGAGGGGAGGAAGUUGGUUUGGAUGUCUUACGGAGGUGAUUGUCACGUCGUAAUUAGUGUGUCAUGUUUCCGUCGUUUCUUUCCGCACAACCGUGAUUUCUUUCCGCAC